This is a messenger RNA of Brassicogethes aeneus, 988 nucleotides long. Lineage: Eukaryota; Metazoa; Arthropoda; Insecta; Coleoptera; Nitidulidae. The record is from the annotation of a GenBank genome assembly.
UAUAUGUAUUUUUUUUAAAGAUUUUUCGACACCUUGUUUUAUUGGCAGUUUGUCUGUCACUAACCUAUAGUCAUGGUGUAUACAGACAAGUAUAUGUAACCUCACAGGGAAGGCCAUACGAGCAAUACCCAAGCAAUGUAUAUAUCCCAGCUACCGGUAGAAUGCAAGUGACCCAACAAACACAAACGCGAGAAGUAAAUUGUUGUUUGCUAAGGAAAUGUGUAAACAAUAACUGUCAAGAAACCUUUACCUGCGGAGUUGGUUGCCAAGCUUCUCAGCAACCUGCAGAAAGACCUAGACCAGAUCCCACUUUUACGCAAGAUGAAACCUCCAGGGAUUUAUAUAAUUACAUAAUGACGCAUUUUAAUACAAAUGAAUCACCAGUUGAUACAGAGUAUGUGCAUCAACCACAAGGACAUCAACAACCUUGCAUAGGCAAUGCUUGCAGAAAUCCCACACAAACACAAAAACCAUUUUUGCCUGGACGUUACCCAAGUGGUGGACCAGAAUUUGAUAUUCCUGAUUCACAAACGAUCCCUGGCAUAGUUUUGGGAAAGGAACCAACAACACCGAAAUCAACAACAAUGAAAGACCGCGAACCAAUGACAGAAAAACCUACAAAACAAGAAAAUUGCCCAAAAGUUAAUACAAUCCAAUUUCCUGAGGACGAAGAAGAUUUUGGCCCAACCCCAGGCUACGACAAAAAAACAGGUUACAUAUACAACAAAUGCGACAAGGGAUCUUGUGUACCUAUAGAAAAGAGCUGCAAGAAGUGCCCAGAUCCAUUUGAACCAGACUUUAAGUUAUACAACGUCAAAAAAGAGUGUUUUAAUUGUUACCAAAUACCUUGUGUACCGCCAAAAUAGUUACUGAACUAAAAUAAUUUAAGUUUAUAUAAAUAAAUCAUAUUAAAUUAAUAUAGUGUAUUGUUUUAGUGUCAUAAAAAGUUUAUUGUAAUAUUAUUUUUUAUUAAAUUAACAUAUUAAAC